GCUUUCGAUCUUGGAAAUCACUUUCACUUUAGUUUGUUGGUUUAUAAGUAGCAUUAUAGAUAGUUUUAAUAGGCUAAACUUCCACAUAUGUUUAAUCACCUGUCAGACUGAAUUGAACUUGAUGUGGAUAUAUCAUCUCUACUUUUUUGAUUGUUUAAUUUUGUAGUUUUUAGUUCUCUUCACUCGGCUAUCCAGAAACUUGCUUGUUUGUGCAUCUCUCUUGAUGAAUUCUGCUUAUAAAAAGGACGGUCUCAUCACUAGGUACCAGACUAACUUAGAGAGACGAAUUGAGAAGGGAGAUCGAAGUUUAGUAUGCAGGGAUGAGGAUUUUUGUAAGGAAGUCGAAAUGCUCCUUCACAGUGGCAGUGCCCGGAAGAUACACAAUCUGCAUGGAUUGGAUUCACUGGCAGUGAUGGAAAAAUCUCUUCCUGCAUUUCCCUCUAAAACUGGCCAAAUGCGCCUCGAGAAACUUUCCAAGGCCUUUGAAGUGCUGGAGCUUGCGGCAUUAAACCUCUACAUCUACCCCUGGAGAAGAGAGUACAGACAGGUGAAGAUGUUUUCAGGUAUGUUCACCCAUUUGAUCAAACCUGCACUGACACUUCAGCAGGCCAAAGAGCUGUUUGGUUUGCUUGGAUACAAGGCUUCAAGUCCUAAUGAAGAAGAAGAGUUGGCUCUGAACUCCAAACUCGUUCCUUCUGAAUAUUUACUCAGUCUUGCUUGUGGCUUCUUUGCUGCCCGGAUGGAGUGCCAGCUGCUGCUUUCGGCCUUGGGCUCUGUCGACAGAGAUGUGGAGUGGGUUCUACAGCUAGUCAAGGAGAGGCAGGGGGGCCAGAGUCUUCAAGUGGCCUUGGAGAACACCAAGAGAAAGUCAGAUCCUGCUAGUGUUUCAGAAGCCAUCCUGGCAGGUGACAUGGACGCUGAGGUGGAUCUGUACACGGAGCAGGCGGAUGCUUCUCACAUGACAUCCGCUUCUGGUUCGCCUUCUCACGCUUCUUAUAUGACACGGAAAGAGACUGAUCUAAGCAAGCCUUUGCAGAAAGAUCCCCCACUGUCGAAAAUGGGAAAUAAUGACGAUGCAAGGCAGGGAGGACCACUCAACAGUCCAGGUCCAAUGAAAAGCUUUGCUGAAGAUCGAUCUGAAAGUGAUGUCCAAAGACAUGCAGCGGCAAACGUUAUAUGCAGCUGUAUCAAGCAAGAUUCGGCAUAUAUAUUGAAGUGUGAACAGUGCCAAAAUGUUCACACUAUCUUGUGUCCCCAAUAUAAAGAGUGCAAAUUAAGAGGACAUACUUUAGCACUGUGCCCAUAUAAAGCUGACGAGAUUUAUUCCUCUCAAGAUCAUCUUAGAUUGUCCAAGGAAAAAUCUAAAGAUUGCCUGAAGCAACAUUUUUGUAUGGAGGGUUCUACUUCUGAUUCGUUUUUGGUGUGCUAUGACUGCCAGUUGAUCCAUGACCACAACUGUCAUUUUAUUAAAAUGUGCAGUUUAAAACACACCGUGCGGCCAACAGGAAAAUUACAGCCCCCUCAAGAAGAGGUUAAUACCCAUAAGAGGCACAAAUGUCUUUCUUCUGCACAUCAUCAGCAGCACUCCCAGGAAACAAGUGCUUCGGAGACAACUUGUGCUCCAAUGUCGUAUCACGAACAUUGCUGGAAGAGUAACCUAACUUUGCCAGAAGUCUUAUGCCUCACUUGUAAAGUCUUUCAUUUCUCUGGGUGUCCUGUUCGAUGGCAAUGCUCUCAAGAACACCGCAUUAAAAUAGUUGAUAUAUUCUGCAUCAGUUGCUUGAGCCAUGAACUUAGCACCUUAUGCAGAUAUUGUGGUGCCGUGUAUUGCAAACUGUGUUGCUUUAAAAAUACCAUGAUUUGUAAGUGUGGAAAGCCUUUCCUCAACCCAACUUCUGUUUAAGAUGACUGCAUGUCAGCCUUACCAUAUGUGGCUGAAGACACUGUUUUUAAUCUCCGUAAUAAGCCUGUUAUUAUUUUGCUACUUACACAAUAAGUUCAAAUACUGGGUAAUAUAAACAUGACAAUCUUACACUUUCAGUUUUUGAUAUCAGAAAUGUUUUUGUAUGACAGAAGCCAAAUAUUUCAGGAAAGUAACAAAAUUCACUGUAAGAGUUGACUAUCUCUUACUAAUCUAUAUAUCAUAAAGUAACAUGGCUCAUAUCUAAUCUGUUAAUGGUGAGACUGUGUGAUGGCCAGUCCAAGAUUUGAUGUAUUCAGUUAUUAGUAUAAUAUGUUCUAGAAAAAUUAUGGCUUUGGGUCUUAGCAACAACUCCAACCAUAGUGUCAUAUAAUUAAAAGAAAUGUACAUGACUUUUAUUAUGGUUGUUUAAUAGAAUUCAUAUAAAAAUAAAGAAGCAAAAAACAGAA
Messenger RNA from Puntigrus tetrazona (Sumatra barb), 2370 nucleotides. RefSeq names its product spermatogenesis associated 2-like (gene spata2l). Gene Ontology annotation, cellular component: cytoplasm. Bases 224 to 1903 code for a protein of 559 amino acids. The record is from RefSeq and is a predicted model, not a curated record. Lineage: Eukaryota; Metazoa; Chordata; Actinopteri; Cypriniformes; Cyprinidae. The transcript is spliced from 3 exons.